AUGGACGCAUCUAUCUUCAUCGAGGAAGGUCCUGCAAUACAAAUUGCGACUCGUCGCUGCGCCGAUCAACUCCGCGACAUGAUACGAACUACCCACCGAGGUAAAACCGCUUUGAGAGAGCUUCAACAAAGGUUUCAGGCCUGGGAAAACAAUGCGGGAGUCUUCGCGGAGCCGCAACUCUGCCUCGAUGCUCGAUUGAGCGAUCACAAGCCGCCGCAAUUGAUCAUUCUGAACAUGCUCAGGCUCAUACAGCGCAAUCUCGAAACCGGCAUGGUCACCGGCAAGUUCCCGGACAUUCCUGACUUGUUGAAGACACAGCUUAUAAGAUCCAUGAUCUAUCGAAGACAACGACUCAACUAUGAGUGUGACAGACGCGAAAGGCAAUAUAAUACACAUGCUGGAGAAGAUCAUACAAGCGCCUGGCAUGAUGAUGAGAAGGCAUCGACAUAUCAUCAGUCGAUCUUCAAUGAGGGCUAUGAGGCAAUGCAAUCUGAGCGGGCCAGCUCAAUCAGCACGGCGGCAACAGCAACAGAAACAGAGAUCCAGUAUCCUCGGCAACCAAAGGCUGAAACCUCUGAAGAUAUCACAAGGAAAUCCCAGUCACAACAUAACAUGGAAGCACUCAGAGUUGGAGUUGAUGACGAAGACGCAGAAGAUGAGGCUGUCAUUGAAGGAAGUGUCUCCAGAGAAGAAAAGGAUGGCGCGUCAUCCGAUGACGCCAGCAACGACGUCGGAAUGCCAGUCGCGGACCCAGAGAAGACGUUUAGCAAGGACCUUCAUCCAAAGCGAGAUAUCCAACUGGGAGCGAACGAAGUCGCCAUACAGGAAAACUCACUUUCCACACGAAGCAGGACCGAAACCAAAGAUUUCUGGCCCACAGACGUGAUUACGCAUCGAUAUGGAAUGCGUUGGCAGGCUACGAAAAAAAAUGGAAUUGAAAUGCAGCUUCCCCGGCGGCUGCUUGAGUCUGAAAUUGAAGAUAUAUUGACCGCAUUUGAAGAAGCUGAGACAGCCCUGGUUAUCUCAGAUUAG
Colletotrichum costaricense is the source of this 1032-nucleotide messenger RNA. RefSeq lists its product as uncharacterized. The transcript is spliced from 6 exons. Lineage: Eukaryota; Fungi; Ascomycota; Sordariomycetes; Glomerellales; Glomerellaceae. The record is from RefSeq and is a predicted model, not a curated record. The coding region runs from base 1 to 1032 and encodes 343 amino acids.